Molecule: messenger RNA, 1244 nt
Organism: Nomascus leucogenys (northern white-cheeked gibbon)
Lineage: Eukaryota; Metazoa; Chordata; Mammalia; Primates; Hylobatidae
Product: prostate-specific antigen
Exons: 3
Coding region: 298-1215 (305 amino acids)
Biological process (GO): proteolysis
Molecular function (GO): serine-type endopeptidase activity
Source: RefSeq, a predicted model, not a curated record
GGACCCUGGGGAGGGAAGUGGCGGAUACAACCUUGGGCCUGCAGGCCAGGCUACCUACCCACUGGGAAACUCACGCCAAAGCCACAUCUACAGCCGAGCCACUCUGAGGCCUCCCCUCCCUGGUGGUCCCUACUCAGCUCCAAAGUCUCUCUCCCUUUUCUCUCCCACACUCCAUCACCCCCUGGAUUCCUCUCUACUUGGUUCUCGUUCUUCCUUUGACUUCCUUCUUCCCUUUCUCAUUCAUCUGUUUCUCACUUUCUGCCUGGUUUUGUUCUUCUCUCUCUCUUUCUCUGGACCAUGUCUGUUUCUCUCUGUUUCUGUCUUUUCUUUCUCAUCCUGUGUAUUUUUGGCUUACCUUGUUUCUCACUGUUCUCCCCUCUGCCCUUUCAUUCUCUCUGUCCUUUUACACUCUUUCUUUUUCCCUUGGUUUCUCUCAGUUUCUGUAUCUGCCUUUCACUGUAUCAUACUGCUGUUUCCCAAGUCAUUGCCUGUAUUUUUGGCCCUAACUGUGUCUUCCCCAACCCUGUGUUUUUCUCGCUGUUUCCUUCUCUCUUUUGGAGCCUCCUCCUUGCUCCUCUGUCCCUUCUCUCUUUGCUUAUCAUCCUCGCUCCUCAUUCCUGCAUCUUCCUCCCAAGGAAAAGCGUGAUCUUGCUGGGUCGGCACAGCCUGUUUCAUCCUGAAGACACAGGCCAGGUAUUUCAGAUCAGCCACAGCUUCCCACAUCCGCUCUACAAUAUGAGCCUCCUGAAGAAUCAAUUCCUCAGGCCGGGUGAUGACUCCAGCCACGACCUCAUGCUGCUCCGCCUGUCAGAGCCUGCUGAGAUCACGGAUGCUGUGAAGGUCAUGGACCUGCCCACCCAGGAGCCAGCACUGGGGAGCACUUGCUACGCCUCAGGCUGGGGCAGCAUCGAACCACAGGAGUUCUUGACCCCAAAGAAACUUCAGUGUGUGGACCUCCAUAUUAUUUCCAAUGAUGUGUGUGCUCAAGUUCACUCUCAGAAGGUGACCAAGUUCAUGCUGUGUGCUGGACGCUGGACAGGCGGCAAAAGCACCUGCUCGGGUGAUUCUGGGGGUCCACUUGUCUGUAAUGGUGUGCUUCAAGGUAUCACGUCAUGGGGCCCUGAGCCAUGUGCCCUGCCUGAAAAGCCUGCUGUAUACACCAAGGUGGUGCAUUACCGGAAGUGGAUCAAGGACACCAUCGCGGCCAACCCCUGAAUGCCCCUGUCCCACCCCUACCUCUAGUA